Pangasianodon hypophthalmus (striped catfish) is the source of this 2582-nucleotide messenger RNA. It is a transcript of the gene tnfrsf18, whose product is annotated as tumor necrosis factor receptor superfamily, member 18. The transcript is spliced from 6 exons. Gene Ontology annotation, molecular function: tumor necrosis factor receptor activity; protein binding. The record is from RefSeq and is a predicted model, not a curated record. Gene Ontology annotation, cellular component: plasma membrane; external side of plasma membrane. Gene Ontology annotation, biological process: negative regulation of apoptotic process; positive regulation of cell adhesion. Lineage: Eukaryota; Metazoa; Chordata; Actinopteri; Siluriformes; Pangasiidae. Bases 1131 to 1808 code for a protein of 225 amino acids.
UAAACUUGUGGUUUCUUGAGGUACAUGACAUGAGAAGCAAGCGUCUAAGCAAUAGUCUUUUGGCCUUUAAGGGAAAUGUCAUAAUCAUAAUGUCAUAAACACACACCAAAAUGUACAGCAAACAUACAUUUACACAUGUAAUUUUUAUGCAUAGGAAGUAGGUAGGUAUUUUUAGGUAGGACUGUCCCUAUACUUAGUCCAAAAUAUAAUUAAAGUACAGCCCCAAUACAGAAGUCAGAUUGCACUGAUUGACACCAGUGCCUCCCUCACAACAUAAACUCAUGAAGCACUCAUUGCAGAAAGUACUAGCCUGUUGAAAUGAGAGUAGUGCUUCCACAACACUUUUGAAUUUACAUGUUAGUCUUGAAUGCUGUGUGGUGUGUUGGUGUAUAUUUGGUGUAAUUCAGAUUGAGCUUUACUGUCCUGUCAUACAGUGCUGUUAACAUACAGUGCCAAGCAGCUUAUUAACCAUUUAGAAAGAGUUGGAAAGAUUUUCAAGCUGUAGAAAGCUUUUCUAAGUUUUUACAUUAUUGAGAGUAGAUCAUUAUUAUUUCAAUUAUCGUACAGCCAUUCUGACAAUUCUCAUUCCUUUGUGAAGAAAUGUGAAGUUGAAAUACUCACUAGUCUAAAACAAAACAAAAAUAAUUCAGAGGCCAAGUGACCAAGAAAAAGUGACAUUAGUUUCUGUGGUUUAAAAAAAAAAACAACAUACUUCUUUUGCAGUUGGUAAAAUUAUCACAAAAGCUACAUAAAUACAAACAAGCUAUUAAUGAAAAUGAGUUGACAGGGCCUUUAAGUGGUGUUUGGUAUUAGUUCUCAAGUCUCAAGUUAGUUCUAGCUUCUGCUACAUACCACUGAUUUACACAGAGCAAUACAUUCUCAUCAGACUCAUUGCUGUAGCUAUUAGCAGCCAUUUGCUUAAGUAAACCUCCAAAUCAUUCACAUUUCAGUUGUCAUUAAAUCUAACAUAAUUUACUGAUAAGCCCCACCCACAACCUGCCAGUCCCUCUUCUCUCUCUGUGUGUGUGUGUAAGUUCCUGAGAGCUCUUGAUCUAACUGUGGGUUGAGAAACUGACGCGAUUGACAGUAUAUAAGCAGCACACAACAUUACCUUUAAGCAUGCUGCUGAAAUGGACAGUGUGAACCUCUAUGUGAUACUGUUUGCCACAGGCUGUGUCUUGUCCGUGUGCAUGGCUUUAGAAUGUAACUGGAAGACACAGUAUGAAUACAAGGAGAGAUGCUGUGAAACCUGUCCUUCAGGACAAUUUCCCAUACAACAUUGCAGAGAUAACAUUCCAAGGGUAUGUCAGGAAUGCAAGGAAAAAAGUGACCACUGCUUCUGUACUAAUGAUUUAUGUGAAAAUGAUGAUUGUUCUAAAUGUUCACCCAGUCCACGGUGCAAACGAGGAGAAGAACUCAAGAGAACAGGUUUGUUUAAAUUUGGAUAUAGUUGUGAACUGUGUCCGAACCAAACAUACAGCGAUGAGGAGGGCAAAAUGUGUAAGCCUAUAUCGGACUGCAGAAAACUUGGCUUGUCUGUAUUAUUUCCUGGAAACAGGACUCACAACGCAAGAUGCGGUUGCCAAGUCAAUUAUCCUAAUGGUUUGGUGACUAAUAAUGGCAUGGUGGUGGGUUUAGCCAUCACUAGUUUGGUUUGCCUGGCACUGGUUAUUUAUCUCUGCAUUCAAAGGACCAGAGAACAGAGAACGAAGCUAAAAUACCAUCCAACCUCAAGUUCCCUGAAACUGCCCUCUGAUGAGAGUGGCUGCAAGCUAUCUAAAGAAGAAAUCGGUGAAGUGCAACCUUAAGGGUUUCAUCUACAUCAACUCAGAAACAGAUACACAGUCUGAAUAGUGAACCAAUGACUCUGAAGCUUUAGGUAGGAACUGUGGAAUGCGAGUAAACAGCAGCGGAUGGUUCCAUGGUACUAGUCCUUAAGCCCGACUUUUCACUCAUGGAUCUGCAAAGGGAAAAUGAACUUCUCAACGCACAUUCCUUCACAGUCUUCAACAAAUCCCUGAAGACUAUUCUAGUCUACUAGAACUAGAAUCUAAAGCUACUCUAACAACACUGAUGCAAAAAAAACACCUUUAUCUCUCCACUUGUGUGUUUAUGUUCUAUUUGCUUAUUUUUAUGUAAACCAGGUUACCUUGAACUUAGUCACACAAUUAGUAUGCAUCGUUAUAUGAUGGAAUAUAAUUGCAAAAAUUGACUGUUUUAUGAUGGAUGUUUGUAGCACUCUUACAUACUAGCACUUACCCCCAUUAUUGUGUUUAGUUUUCUUCGUACAGCUGUCUUGCACUUGUUUCUGGUUGGUGAAUAAUUUGUUCUGAUGCACUUUAUCACUGUGCAACUAAUUGAAUUAUACUGUCACUUACAUAUACUGAAUAAAAGUGUCUACCAAAUAAAUGUAUGCAAAUGUAACAUAAAUGUAGUAGUAGUAAUAAUAAUAAUAAUAAUAAUAAUAAUAAUAAUGUAUUACAUAAAUGUAAUGAAUGUAUUUAAACAGUAAAUGUAAUUAAACAUUGAUAAGUUGUACCUUUGUGUAAUUUAACCCAUUCAGUAAACUUUUUGUUAUUUAA